AUGCACCCUUUUUGGGACUUGUCUCGCACCUUUUUUAUAUAUCUGUCUCUUAUUACACAAACCCGUUUUCAUUUUCGUCUUGAGGGCAGAAUCCGGUCUGACCUAUUUUUUGUGCUUCGCUUGGCAAAUACGAUAGGUAUCUGGGCAAUCGACAUAGCAAAGAAAUAUCCUCACGCAUAUGUGCUUGGGAUCGACCUAGCUCCUAUGCAACCCACCAAUCGACCUCCCAAUUGUGAAUUCCAAUCUCCACGGGACUUUGAGAGCCCCUGGCUUCUAGGCGAGAAUUCCUGGGAUUUUAUUCAUCUUCAGAUGGGUUGCGGGAGUGUUUCGAACUGGCCCAACUUGUACAGCAAGGUCUUUGCGCACUUGAAACCCGGAACCGGUUAUUUCGAACAGGUCGAAAUUGACUUCGAGCCCUUUACCGUCAAUGGCAUGCCAAACGAACAUCUCUCGGAAUGGUACCGGCAGCUGAAGGCUGCCACAGAUAAGGCUAUGCGGCCAAUUGCUUUCAAUCGCAGCAUGAAACACACUCUGAAGGAGGCUGGAUUUGUCGAUGUCAGGCAACAUGUGGAGGGAUUGCCACUCAACGAGUGGCCAGAGGACCCGUCUGACAAGUUGGUGGGAAAGUGGUACAAUCUUGCGUUCUCAGAGAGUGCACUGACGCUCUUGCAAGGACCACUUACUCGAAUAAGUGGAAUGUCUCUUGAUCGCAUCCAGGACUUGGCUGAUCAAGCGAUAACUCAGGCCUAUGACAAAAAUGUCCAGGCGUGGAAUCAUCUCCAGGUUUACACGGCGCGGAAACCAAGGUGA
Trichophyton benhamiae CBS 112371 is the source of this 810-nucleotide messenger RNA. RefSeq lists its product as uncharacterized. The transcript has a single exon. The record is from RefSeq and is a predicted model, not a curated record. Bases 1 to 810 code for a protein of 269 amino acids. NCBI's taxonomy places the organism in Eukaryota, Fungi, Ascomycota, Eurotiomycetes, Onygenales, Arthrodermataceae. Gene Ontology annotation, molecular function: methyltransferase activity.